Molecule: messenger RNA, 5027 nt
Organism: Linum trigynum
Lineage: Eukaryota; Viridiplantae; Streptophyta; Magnoliopsida; Malpighiales; Linaceae
Source: the annotation of a GenBank genome assembly
CCAUAGCCAAAAAGACCACAGGAUUCCAAAAUGAUAUUUUCUUUUCAAAAAAUAUUUAUUUGAAUAGUUUUUAGUGAGUGAAUCUACAAAGAUUGUCGGUUGACAACGAUUCAAAAUUCCUAAUUAAACAAUGAUAACCAUAUAAUACAGUGAGACGAAAAACAAAGCAAGGGAGGACCAAGCAAGUGGCCAUGUGGCAGAACGAGGCUAGGGAAAAUUCCCAAUUACCCCCUUUUUACCCUCACAAUCUUACUUAUCCAGAAGAUCUGAACCGUCGGAUCAGUCGUCUUAUAUUAAUCCAAAGAUAAAUAUUGAUUUGCAUGUAAGAUGACAAUGGGUCGGGUUUUGCCAAACCCAAAUUCAUGGGUUUAUCCGUGAAAAAAAAUUCGGGGUAAAAUUUAUUGGGUUUAAAAAACUCAAACCCAACCCAACCCAUUGGGUAUCCGCGGGUUCAUGGAUACCCACGGAUUUUUGUCGUAAAAAAUUUACAAUAACAAGUUCCUAUCAAAAUUAAAGUCAAAUAUCAAUCUCUCAAUACAAAUUAUCCAUAUUUAAAACACCAUUCUAGAAAAUUCAAACAAAUCACAAAUUAACUAUACAAAUUGUUCAACGCCAAUCUAAAAAACUCAAGAAAAUUGAAGCAAAUCACAAAUUAUCCAUAAAUAACAUGAUUAAUUAAAAGCUUCUUCCUUUCAAUUAAGUUUCUUCACUCUCCACUAGAUAACAUCAAUUUCAUUCUACACAAUUAGAAAGAAAAAAUUAGACAUGUCUCCACAAACAUAAAUAAAAUUAGUUGUUUAGAGUAUUAAAUAUACCGAGAAAAUUAAUUAUGUGGGUGUGGGCGGGUACCCAUUGGUCGGGUUUACCCAAACCCAACCCGAUGAAUGAUGAACGGAUUUAAAACAAAACCCGGCCCAAAACCCGUCAACACGAAUUUUACCCGCGUUGACCGAAUUAGAUCGGAUGGUACUCGUGGGUUCGGGUUUUGUUGCCAUCCUAUUUGCAUGGGGCCGACAGCAUUUCGCAGCCGGUGCCCGGCCGCCGUGGUUGGCUUUCUUGAACCAAAAGGGUUAAAAAAAGGAAAGCAGAGCAGCCGAGCUGAGAUUUUUCAGAAAUCAAAAUGUUUGAACGACCACCAUAUCCGCACCUAUUUUUCCUUCAUCUUAAUAUUAAUUUUUCAGCGUCUCCUUAGAAAAAGACGAUCUUUGCUUGUCGUUUUGUCCCAAGCACUUCUUUCUUCGUCUCUCCAAAGCAUAUUUGACAUAUCAAGCAGCCAACUGACUCUGUUGUUCCAUUUCGAAUCAUAUAGACCCAACGCCGCCUCUCGCCAGUAGCUAGCAAAACCUAAGCUUAAAUCAAACAUGGCGGCCACCAAACCAAUACCAUCAGUAAUUUCAUUUUCAGAACGAUACCCAAAAAAAUAAAAAUAAAAUUUAAAAACAGACAACCAGGCCUACAAACUGACGAGAACUGCACACUCUGCCCUGUUUCAGUAUAAAUAACGCAGUAUUCUCUGCAAGAUUGAUCAUUCCCAGUUUCUCAACUCGAUUCAAAAGCAGAAUUCAACUGUAAAGAAACCCAAUAGAUCGGAAACCAUGGAGCUGAAUCAAUUGCUACACAAUCCCAUCAUCCUUUCCGUCCUCUUAAUCACAAUUCCCCUGUUUUUCCUUCUCAAAAUUCGAAGGCAACCCAACAAGAAGCUCAACCUCCCACCAGCCCCGCCGGCUCUCCCGUUGAUCGGAAACCUCCACCAGGUCGGCGCCGUCCCGUACCGCAACCUGAAACAUCUCGCCGACAAGUACGGCUCCCUCAUGCUCCUCCGCUUCGGCGCCGUCCCGACCCUCGUCGUCUCCUCUGCCCAGGCGGCAGAAGAGAUCACCCGCGACCACGACGUCGUUUUCGCCGACCGCCCCCGGCUCACCGUCGCCAACGUCUUCUUCUUCGGCUGGAGCGACCUGGCCUUCUGCCCCUACGGCGAGUACUGGCGCCAGGUCAAGAAGAUCUGCGUGCUCGAGCUCCUCAGCCAGAAGCGGGUUCAGGGGUUCGACUUCGUCAGGGAGGAAGAGACCGACAAAUUGAUCGCCGAGAUCUCCGCCGCCAGCCGGAAAGGGGAGGCGGUGGACCUCAGCGAGUCCCUGGUGUCGAUCUCGAACAACAUCGUGUCGAGAUCGGCGCUCGGGAGGACUUAUACGAAGAGCGAGGAUGGGGAAUUGAGUUCAGGGGAUUUGGUGAGGACUUCUCUGGCGCUGGUGGGAGGAUUCUGUUUCAAGGAUUUCUUCCCCUUUCUAGGGUUUCUGGAUACGUUGAGAGGGUUCAAUGCAAGAGUGAGGAAAGCUUCCAAGGCGCUUCAUGAUUUCCUCGACAGAGUGAUUGAAGAGCACGAGAAGGCGAACCUGCAGGGGAACAAGAGUAGCGUCGGGUCGGCUGAUCGGAAGGACAUCAUCGACAUUCUUCUCCAAUUGGAAAGGGAAGGGAAGCUUGGGAUCAAUCUCACUCGGGAGAACAUGAAAGCCGUUGUCAUGGAUAUGUUCAUAGGUGGAACUGACACAACCGCGUCUUCCAUGGACUGGGCAAUGGCGGAAAUGAUAAAGAACCCGACCAUCUUAAAGAAAGCUCAGGAAGAGGUAAGAAAGGUGGUGGGGAAGAAACCUAAAGUGGAAGAGAGCGACCUGGACCAAAUGAGCUACCUGAGAUGUGUGAUCAAGGAGACGUUGAGGCUUCAUGUGUCGGGGAUCAUCCCACGACAGACCACGAGCGAUGUAAAGAUCGACGGGUACGAUAUUCCGGCAAACACGAGGGUGUUGAUCAACACAUGGGCGAUCCAGAGGGAUCCGAAGCAGUGGGAGAGGCCCGAGGAGUUCGAUCCAGAGAGAUUUGUGGGGAGCGAGCUGGAUUUCAGAGGACAACACAAGGAAUACCUUCCGUUCGGUACUGGAAGGAGGAUCUGUCCUGGAAUUUCUUAUGCGCUGAGGGAGGUCGAGUACGUGGUCGCUAAUCUGCUCUACUUGUUCGAUUGGGGACUGCCAGGGGGAGCUCGAGGCCAGGAUAUGGAUAUGACUGAUAACUAUGAUAUGGUCAUCCGCAGGAAAAUGCCUCUUGUUCUUGUUCCCACCCUCCGUAAGUGAGGUUUAAUCACUAUGAUUCUUGCAGGAUGGUAUGUUGUUUUUUCCGUUUAUUUGUUAAUGAAUUUCAACCUUGGCUAUCUCAUGGUGUAAAAAUACUAUGAAUAAGAAAAAUAACGAGGCUCUAUUUCCCAGUUGUAUGAGUUCGUAACUGAAUUUCAACCCUAGCUAUCUCAUUGUAUCAACUAGUUGAUAAAAUUGUUUUUCUUGUUUCAGUGUUUCAACCUUGAAAAUAUCUCAGCUAUGUUGAUUGUCCUAAACAACUAUGUUAAUUAGUUACUUUUCAUAAUCAAAUUGCAUGUAGUGGUUGUAUCAGUUAAAAUGUUCGAUAGAAUACAAAUUACCAAAGUCAUUGACUUCAUAGACAAAGAUAAAAGAUUACAAGUUGUUGUAUAUAUAGUCUACAACUCUUUGCACAAUAUCUGAAGUUGAACCAAAGAAUUUGGCAUCUGUGACAUCCAAUUUAUUUUAAUUGACCUCCUAUAGAGAUUUUUUUGAGUUUCCGCAACUAUAACUUAUACGGCUAUUAACAAUAUAUCAAAAUCUUUAUGGAACAUAAUAUAAAGGAUAAUUUCGGUCAAAUCUCUAUGUUUGGCCCGGUUUUUAGAAGUGCUUUUAGACUUCAAAAGCUUAAACAAGGCCAAAACACCUGUAAAAGCUCGACUUUUGAAAAGUCGAAAAACGCUUUUGUAUAACAUAAAAGCAUAAGCUCCGAUUUGGAACUUCUGCGAAAAACUAUUUUGAAAAUACAAAAUUAUCCUUACCAUAUUUUAAUUUUAUUUCAGAAAAUAUAAUUUUCCUUCAUUUAUAUCAUUUAAAAAUAAAAUAAAUUAUACAAUCAUAUUAUUUAAUAUAAAAGAAAUCUAACAAGAUCCAUUUUGUUUACUUUUUAUUGUUUAGAAUUUUUAUUCAUAUUUUAUAUUAUAAGUCCUUUAUAGUCAUUUUACACAAUCUUUCAUAUUAAAAAGCACUUCUAAUAGUCUUACAACCAAACACUAAAUUGCUUUUUUGAAAAGUAUUUAUCUAAAAGCUCUGGCCAGAAGUUGUUUAUGCAAAAGCUACCGCAGGGCCAAACUAAACUAUUAACCCUUAUAUUAACUCGGCUCGUUGGCCGUUGCCACUCCUCAACCACCGUCGAUUUGAUUGCCGGCCACCGCCUUCCGUCUUUGUCCGUCCCCGGCCCGAAAACCAAAACCGAACAGAAUAAAUCUUACUAGAUUUGUGCCCGGCCUAUUGGCCGGGAUGUGUUUCAUUUGGUUAUGAUAUCAAUUGAUUUAACUCCUAUAUUUACAUUAUUUGGUAUAAUUAAAUAUAUACUUUUUGUAAAAUAUUUUCAAAAAAUAAUUUGUGGUUUCUGUGCUUGAAAUGAAGGGCCAUAAAAGUUUGAUCUAUUGGAUAACAUUUAAACCAACCACUCAAUAUUUAGUGGAUAACUUUUUGUUCGGUUUAUAAUCGGUACAUUUUCAUAAGUUUAAAUAGUAAACUCGUAAUCGAUGCAUAUCAAAUAUUGAUUAAAUUGGCAUUUCAACCAACCACUCAAUACUUACUGGAUAACUUUUUGUGCUGAACAUAAUCGGUACAUUUUCAUAAGUGUAAAUAGUAAACUCGUAAUCGAUGCAUAUCAAAUAUUGAUUAAAUUGGCACAUACACAAUAUGAUAGUUUGACCCUGUAGUAGUUUUUGUAAAAGUGACUUUUAGCUAACCUUUUAGAGAUUUUUUUUAUCAAAAGACAACUGAGUGUUGAUUAAUAAACUAUUAGAAGUACAUUUUAAUAUUAAAGAAAAUGAAAACCGACUAAAUUUUUUUAUUACAAAAUAUAAAUCAAACUAUAAUAGAAUCAAGUAAAAUGGAUCUUCUUAAAUUUUAUAUCAAAUUUUAUUUUUAUAAUCAAUUUAAUUUUAAAAU